Molecule: messenger RNA, 1931 nt
Organism: Phascolarctos cinereus (koala)
Lineage: Eukaryota; Metazoa; Chordata; Mammalia; Diprotodontia; Phascolarctidae
Source: RefSeq, a predicted model, not a curated record
CAUCCCGGCCCGGCCGGCCGGCCGAGGGGCCGCCGCUCUGCCCGCUUCUUCCUCGGGCGCUGCCUGGCCCCGGGCCCAGUCUAGCCGGCGGGGCGGACUUAGUUAGCUCCGCGCCUCCGGGCGGCCGCCGGGGGCUCCCGUCUCCGAUGCGGCGCGGCCGGGCCGGCUCAUCGGCGCGGCCCGGGCGCCCGGCUCUUUGUUGCUUCCUCCCGGGCCCCGCGGGGGCCGCGGCAGCAGGGCCCGCUCCGGUCUGAGGCGGCUCCGGCAGGCACGCGGGGGGCGCGCGGGAGAUGGCCGCGGCAGCGGCGGCGGCUCCGGUUCAGCCGGCGCCCCUCCUCUCUCUCUUCUCCCUCUGGGCCCCGGAGGAUGCGGGUGGGGGAGGGGAGGGACGGAGGGAGGAGCAGGAGAGCGGCGGCUCCGAGGCUGCCUGGGGGGCUGGGGGUCCCAGCGAACGCUGCUCCCCGGCUUUCGCUGCUCUGGCGGCUCCUGCGGCUCCUUCGCUCCUCGCAGCGGCAGAAGCGGCGGCGUGCGCCGGGCUCUCACGAGCCCAUGGCCCCGGGGGGCGCGCGGGGCUCCCGGCUGGCUCCGCAGCCUCGCACCGCGGGCUCCACGACCCUCGCGGGUGGUCGAGGUCCAGGUUCUCCCGGCCCAGCCCGGCCUGGCUCCGCCGGAGAAGCAGCGAGAGAGCGAGCCAGCCGGCCGGCCGGCCCGCCCACCCUUCCCCCAGUCCCCGACCCAGCUGCUGCGGAGCUAGCAGCCGGCCGGCCUCCGCUCCGCAGCUCCGCUCCCGCCCGACUGACAAGCGCGAGCCCCAGCCGCGGUCGCCGAGGCUCGCCCCCCACCCUCCCCCUCGGGGACAGCCAAUCGGCUGCGGCCGAGAGGCGGUUACCAGGGUGACGCGCCGCCGCGUCCAGGGAGGGGCGGGGCCAGGGGCCGCCACGCGUUCUUUUCGCGGCAAAAUUCAAAGGCCAGUAGGGCGGCUCUCCAGACCCGACCUCCACACCUCAAGGAAGCCGACGCCACGAGGACUACCACUCCCAAGAUGCACUGCGGCCACGCCGGGUCGAGAAUGACCAGCACGACGGAGCGAGGCGUCUUGGUAUCUCUAGGAAUAUUAAUCUAGAUUCAGAGUGAAAGCUGCUUUCCUGAUUACUCUAAAGGGUGACAGUAGCCCACAGCUUUUUGGCCAGCUUAACCCAUUCCUACCAAGUACUAGUCACACAAAAGGUCAUUCCAAAUAGCUAAUAAACAUCUUUAUCAAAGAAAGCAGCAAAAAGAAAUCAGAGAAGCUCUACAGAUUCUAAUAUACCAGAGAAUACACAAGAGUACAUGAACUCUUCAGCUGGGAGCAAGAUGAGAUCCCAGCUCAAACCAGAAGAAUGGUUUCAUCAAGGGACAGUCUGCUCAGCAUUCCCGAGAACUGCAGGCAUUGGAGGACAAGGACAAGAACUGACACUGUCUUCCCCUACCCAUCCUGGGCUCCAGUCCACCAUUCAAAGGUCCAUGCCUCCUCUCUCUCUUGACCUAUCUCACCAAGGUCUUCUCUUAAAGUAUUUAUCCUUCAAACUGAAGUCAGGUCACUCCCCUACUCCCUACUUUGUGCUCUGUAGCAGCUCAGCAUUCUCUCAGCCAAUUAGGAGUCAUGCCACAUAUACACAGUGCAGGUCAAGGAAAUGAACUUCAGGAAAACCAUCUUAGGCUUUGUCAGAAGCAGGGAUAUAAUAAAAUGAUAGAAGGAACCGUGAUUUCAUCAUCUUGGGGAAUUCCAAGUGUGGAAAUUCAUCUAAGUAGAUGAAUCUAACUUAGAUCUAGGAUUAUAGAUCAUUUGUGAGAAGGAACCCAUUUAGCUCAUUGGCUCCCUUGUUUGACAGGUGAAAAGACUUCUGAACCCAGAGGGAUUAGAUGAAUUUCCCAAGAUCAUACAGGUAGUA